Molecule: messenger RNA, 2231 nt
Organism: Lutzomyia longipalpis
Lineage: Eukaryota; Metazoa; Arthropoda; Insecta; Diptera; Psychodidae
Product: protein krueppel
Exons: 2
Coding region: 814-2157 (447 amino acids)
Biological process (GO): regulation of transcription by RNA polymerase II
Molecular function (GO): RNA polymerase II cis-regulatory region sequence-specific DNA binding; DNA-binding transcription factor activity
Source: RefSeq, a predicted model, not a curated record
GGAAAAGAAAACCUCCACAGACGUUCGCGGUAACGCCGGAAAAGUCCUCACAACGCACACUCUCUCGCUCGCUCACUUGGGGAGAGGAGUCUCGCGGGGCAAGAAAAUAAAAAGCGAAAAUCCAAGUCAAUGAUAGUGCCUUCUCCGUUCCCCAUCUUUCCCGCACAUUCACAUUCACCAGUCCGAGAGUGAAUCGCACAUCGUGCACGUCACCCGAUCGCCUUACCAGUUUUUACUACAAACAUCGCGUGCCACAGACAAAAUCUUCAGUCGCGAUUUAGCAUUCGAGCUGUUGAGUUUUAAUCACACAUCACCAAGAAACUUGCAUCCAGCCAUUCCCAUUGAAGAAUCCACCACAGCACCCCAGAGUUAGAGGAAAAGAUUAACUUCUGCAGCAACUAAUCAAAAGACAUCCUGGAGGAAAGGAUUCUCUGCAAUCUGCAAUCGGUUUCAAUCAGUUCAUCCCCCGCGCGCUUAAAAGUGUUAAGCCUCAAGAAUUUCUGCUGAUGCAGUUCCCGGCAUUUUUUGUUCUUUACAACAGAAUAAUUUAAAAUCUUUUUUUGCCAACACAAAUUAAUUAAACUAGUAAAUUCAAGUGAAGUGCGUGGACCACAGAUAAUUUUAGAAAAAUUCUCCGGACAGAUUCAACAUUUAAAAAAAAAAGAAAAUUUAAACGCAAAAACGCUAAACUGCCAAAUGUGCUAAGAGACAAUUGGAGGCAUCCCGAGGACCUCCGUGUGAGAACAUUUGCGUGCUAAAGUGGAAGAAAUAGCUUGAAAGGUGUCUGAUUUUCGGCAUAAACUGGACAAAGCCAUGGCUUUGUCCCUGUUCCAGGAUGCCCAGGCUGCUAGAGGUUUAGCGGCAGCUCGGGCUCUGACUGGUGAACAGCACGAUGAUGAACGUAAUCUUUCACCGCCAAUUAGCAACAACAACGCAGCCUCCAUUUAUUCAGGACUUCUACCACCAACAGAGUCUGCAAUGAGGAUUCUUGCGCCGCAUUUUCAAACGGCUGCCCUUCUGGGGAUCCCCAUUUCCAGCCUUGCUUCCUCGUCACCCUUCUUCCCGACACAUCCACUCUUAAUGGCAUGGGCGCAAUCAUCAACAGCCAACAGUUCACCGCCAACCUCACCAAUUUCCCCGGCACUCAAGAGUGUGGCGAAGAAAAUUGCCACAAAUAACAAUCACAUUGUUUCCACAACGACAGCCGAUUUGGGACGAAAGGGUGCACCGAGGCGACGGCAGAUUUCCGUGCGAAAGGAUAUAAUUUCACCGCCGGCGAGAUUUGAUACACCCGCCGCGGAUGCACCAAUUUCACCCCCAACAUCGGGUUCAUCGCCACAAUCAACGGGUUCUGCUGAACAUGCCACCAUGCUGACGUCAAGCACGAAGGAUCCCACACGUGAUAAGGUGUUCACGUGCAAAACGUGCAAACGCUCAUUUGGCUACAAGCACGUCCUGCAGAAUCACGAACGCACGCACACGGGCGAAAAGCCAUUUGAAUGCCCCGAAUGCCACAAGCGCUUCACGCGUGAUCAUCACCUAAAGACCCACAUGCGCCUGCACACGGGCGAGAAGCCGUACAAAUGCGAAGAGUGCGAUAGGCGUUUCGUGCAAGUAGCCAACCUGAGGCGUCAUCUGCGUGUGCACACGGGUGAACGACCCUACCCAUGUGAUAUGUGUGAGGCUCGCUUCUCGGAUUCCAAUCAACUCAAAGCACACCUCCUCAUCCACAAGGGUAAGAAGCCAUUUCAGUGUGAAUUGUGCCACACAAAAUUCCGCCGGCCACACCAUCUUGCGCACCACAAGUGCGGCAUCACGGGACCCCCAACGCCCGUAAUGAGCCCUGCUGCAUCCGACCACAAGUCUGCCAGCUCAGACGACAGCGUACCCCCAUUUGCAACACCCCUCGACGACGAUCCAAUGGAUUGUGAGCGACGGCACCGCAAGAGCCGCGACAUACGCCAAAUUAUUCGGCUGCCGCCGCAGUUUGUUCACCUGCAGCCCGAACAGACGGAACCUGAGGAUCUCAGCAUGCACUCCCCUCGGUCGUCGCCACCAUCACCUCCCGCCUCCCACGAUGAUGAUCUCGAUGAAUUAGACGACGCAGCGGCGCUCUACAUCAGCCGCCAACGACAUCCAGACGACUCUCUCUACUAAAUACGGGUAAACUAUGAAUGCAUGAGCUAAGCCACAAUUUAAAAUAGAAAAAAAAUAUCUAUAAUAACCAUAAA